AUCAUAGUCGCGCAACGUCAUACGCAUGCGACAGACCACCAGGCCAGUGGGAGGGAGUUGUUUGCUAGCCUGCUGCGAAAAUGGCACCUUCACCCACUAAACGGAAAGAACGUUCUGAUGAUAAAACGAAGGAGCGAAGCAAAGAGAAAUCUGGAGCCAAGCAUGGAGCAGAGAAAGACCGUGGCCGAGACAAGACGCGCAAACGCCGCAGUGCAUCCACCGGCAGCAGGUCUCGUUCCAGUUCCUCCUCCAGCAGUAGUUCUGGCUCCAGCUCGGGUUCCUCCAGCGGCUCUAGUUCGUCCUCUGGCUCCAGUCGCUCUGGUUCCUCUUCCCGCUCCUCUUCCUCCUCCUCAUCUUCCUCGGGGUCCCCCAGCCCCAGUCGACGCCGCCAUGACAACAGACGCAGGUCUCGCUCAAAGUCUAGAUCACAGAAAAGAGGAGAGGAGAAGGAACGGAAGAAAAGAUCUCCGAGCCCGAAGCCCACCAAGAUUCAUGUGGGAAGGCUCACUCGCAACGUCACUAAGGAUCACAUCCAGGAGAUUUUCUCCUCCUAUGGGAAGAUAAAGCUGGUGGACAUGCCUUCGGACCGCCUGCACCCCAAUCAGUCUCGCGGCUACGCCUACGUGGAGUACGAGACCCCAGAGGAGGCCCAGAAAGCCCUCAAAUACAUGGACGGAGGUCAGAUUGAUGGUCAGGAGAUCACUGCCAUAGCCAUAUUGGCCCAACGUCCACGCCCUGCUCCCCGCCGCGUCUCACCCCCACGAAGGAUGCCCCCACCCCCACCCAUGUGGCGACGCACACCCCCACGCAUGAGACGAAGGUCCCGGUCUCCUAGGCGACGCUCCCCUGUUCGAAGACGUUCCCGCUCCAGAUCUCCCGGCCGCAGGCGACAUAGGUCCCGAUCCAGCUCUAACUCCUCCCGAUAGCUGCUCCUGCAACCACCCCCACCCCCCCCCCGGCCGCAGGCGACACAGGUCCCGAUCCAGCUCUAACUCCUCCCGAUAGCUGCUCCUGCAACACCCCCACCCCCACCCCCACCCCCCCGAACACCCCCAAGGUGUCAGUUCCAGCUCCAAAAAAGUCAAAACCCUGCCUCAUUUCCAUGUGUCUGCUAGUCCACAUGUCUCUUUCCAACAGAGGUGACUUUUUUUUUUUAUUAAUUAGCUGGUCUACCUGACUUCAGUGUUUAUGAUCAGCUGAUCAGAGCCAAUCACCAAUUACUUUUGUGGCAGGGUUUUUAAAAUCUUUUUAAACCCGGAAUUGACUCUUCUCAAGGCGGGCCAUCAUGUUUUGACCGUCCGUAGACGGUUCCUCACACCUCAAUUGUUGUCUCUGUAUUUUCAGAGGCUGCAAACAUUUUUUGUUGUUUUGUUUUUGUUUGGUGUUUUUUAAUUUUUAAAUUAAAAGGUGCUUUGAAGUUGCUGUCUUAUUUCCUUUCUGACAAUAGGUGCAUAUUUGUUUAAUUAUGUUCGCUUGUCCAUAGAAAUGAUUUAGUCAAUAUGAAAAUAAUUUUGCUACACUGACUUUUGUACUUGUUUUGGCUAUUAAACUGGUGAAAUGA
Messenger RNA from Engraulis encrasicolus (European anchovy), 1561 nucleotides. RefSeq names its product RNA-binding protein with serine-rich domain 1. The record is from RefSeq and is a predicted model, not a curated record. Bases 81 to 926 code for a protein of 281 amino acids. The transcript has 7 exons. Gene Ontology annotation, cellular component: nucleoplasm; ASAP complex; cytoplasm. Gene Ontology annotation, biological process: mRNA splicing, via spliceosome. Gene Ontology annotation, molecular function: RNA binding. Lineage: Eukaryota; Metazoa; Chordata; Actinopteri; Clupeiformes; Engraulidae.